Messenger RNA from Glossina fuscipes, 405 nucleotides. Its product is annotated as zinc finger protein 582-like. Gene Ontology annotation, cellular component: nucleus. Gene Ontology annotation, biological process: regulation of transcription by RNA polymerase II; smoothened signaling pathway. The annotation marks the transcript as partial. Gene Ontology annotation, molecular function: RNA polymerase II cis-regulatory region sequence-specific DNA binding; DNA-binding transcription factor activity, RNA polymerase II-specific. Lineage: Eukaryota; Metazoa; Arthropoda; Insecta; Diptera; Glossinidae. The record is from RefSeq and is a predicted model, not a curated record. The transcript is spliced from 2 exons.
AUGUUAGUUCAUGUGCGCACUCAUGCCAAGGAGAAACCGCAUCAAUGUCGUUUAUGUGAGAAAGGAUUUUCGCGAGCCGAAAACCUUAAAAUCGAUAUACGCCCACAUUCGGGCGAAAAGCCGUACUGUGUUCACAAAUUUGAUGAAUUACUCAACUACAAGGAGGAUGAACCACUGGACGCUAUUAAUAAUGCGAAUAUAAACUUUAUCUGCACACAAACGCCUUCAUCUUCAUCGACGACUUCAUCGUCAACCGAAAAUAACCUUGCUAAUACUUCCGUGGUAUCAUCACCUUCAUCGGAUUCUGCCAUAGUUCCAGUAAAAUUUUUAACUCAACGUAUACUCAAUAAGCAGAAUUCAAAGCUGCCACCACCCAUAAAUGGAAUGGGUGAUACGAUGCAUACC